AUGCAGACUGCUUCCACAAACAUUUGUGAAAGACUGUGCAAUAAGUCCAUCCAUGAAAUUUCCUUGCUACUAAAUAUUCCACAGUCAACUGCUAGUGGUAUUACAACAAAGUUGAGUUGCUGUUGGGAACAACAGCAACUCAACCAUGAAGGGGUAGGCCACGUAAAAUGACAGAGCGGAGUCAGCGCAUGCUGAAGCACACAGUGCGCAGAAGUCACCAUCGGUCUGCAGAGUCUAUAGCUAAAGACCUACAAACUUCAUGUGGCCUUCAGAUUAGCACAACAGUGUGUAAAGAGCGUCAUGGAAUGGGUUUCCAUGGCCGAGAAGCUGCAUCAAAG
This is a messenger RNA of Staurois parvus, 338 nucleotides long. NCBI's taxonomy places the organism in Eukaryota, Metazoa, Chordata, Amphibia, Anura, Ranidae. The record is from the annotation of a GenBank genome assembly.